AUGAUAUGCCGCAUUAGGGUACUGAAUGAAUCAGUGGAUUUAUCAUCACAGUUAGAAUCAUCAGUCACCAUAGGUGAGCAUGCCUUCAGUCAAAUGCAAGGUGAUUUAGACCAGCAGCGACUUUUGGGUGAAAGGCCACAUUUUGAUCCACUUGAUGAAAUAAUGCUGAAAGAAAUGCAGAACAAAGAAAGGUAUGAACGUUUAUUAAGACGAGCAAAAACAGAAGACUUAUCAGAAGUGUCAGGUAUUGGUUGUCUGUACCAAAGUGGAGUUGAUCGUUUUGGUCGACCUGUUAUUGUGUUUGUUGGAAAAUGGUUUCGCUUCAGGGAAAUCAAUUUAGAUAAGGCUCUUUUGUAUUUGAUUUAUUUACUGGAUCCUUUGGUUAAAGGAGAUUAUGUAAUUGCUUACUUCCAUACACUAACAUCAAAUCCCAAUCACCCAUCACUUACAUGGUUGCGAGAAGUUUAUAAUAUUUUGCCAUAUAAGUACAAAAAGAAUUUGAAGGCAUUUUAUAUAGUUCACCCGACAUUCUGGACAAAGAUGAUGACAUGGUGGUUUACAACAUUUAUGGCUCCUGCAAUCAAGCAAAAGGUUCACAAUUUACCAGGUGUUGAAUAUUUAUAUUCUGUUAUCUCACCUGAUCAAUUGGAAAUUCCAGCAUACAUCACUGAAUAUGAUAUGUCGGUGAGUAUUGCUGAACAAGGAUCAAAAAAAAGUUUAUGGUCUCGUCCUGGCUCUGCCAUUUCCUUUCGUCAGCAGAGUGCUUGAUUAUUCUCUGCCUUGCGGAAGCAUGUUCGGAGUACAAUUUUCAGAGAUUCUCGAACUGAUGUUCCUCAUUCCUAUUUAUUUUGUUAUCCCAUUAGUUCUCACAGUCUAUUGAUGGGUAUUGAAAAUAACAUUCUUGAGCUCUUCCUCAUGUGGCAAGCAUUAAUACUUCUAAAAUCUAAUUUGUGAAGUGAAUUUUGCACCUGUGGAAUUUGUUGUAAGCAAUGCCUUGUGGGUGAUAAAAUUGUUGUGCUUUUGUGUAAUGUGAAUAUUUUUUUAUGUUAUUUGUGUAAACUUAUUUGUUUGUGAAAGGAUAGAUAAGAGAAUAUUUCUUUAUAUCAGUUUUAUUCAGCAAUAGCAGCUCAAGUUUGUGUAUUUUAAAUGUAGAAUGCAAGUGGAACUUAUUAUAUGUGGACAUUAGCAUGUGAAUAAUUUAAAGAGAUCCCUUGGAAUGCAUAUUACUUUCAGUCUCUGUCAACUUGUACAAAUCAAUGCCUUCUUAGAUGUAGUGUGUUUCAAGAAAGUAGUCUUGACUGGACAAAAUUGUGAAGUUUUCUUGUGGAAAGAUAUCAAUGUUACCAGGCAAUCUAUAUGUGAUGUACAGUGCCAUACAAUCUGUUCAGCAAUGUUUUUAGCUUUCACUAACCAUUGUGAUGGAUGUGUCCAUGUAUGCGUGUGAGAUGUGGCAUAAAUUUAUUACCUGCUAUAUGAUUUUUCCACUUGGAAAAACUGAAGUGGAAAAUAUUUCCUACAAUGUGUCUCUUAACUAAAUUUUCCAAGUGUAAAUUGUUCCUUUAUGGAAAUAAUUUUGCAUUUAUAAGAAUUGUUCACAUAUACAUUAUUAUUCUGUAAUAUAAAUCUGGAAAAUGUUUUUAGUGUGAACUUCUGCGUUAAUAAGGAGAUAAUGAGAGCAAAAAUAACUUUUCAUGCUGUUUUUAUGAAUAUGAACUGCAUUUAAAUUCUAUCACUUACUGUUUUUUAUUUUCAUUGAGGAAAUUUGUGAUACCAUUCAUUAUAGUUAAUGAAGUUCCAAUGAAACCCAGGAAAAAUUACAGAUUUAUUCUAAUUUUCCUCUUCUUCUGAUCAUUAGAUAGAAUUGGGAGUUACUGUAUGUCUUGUUCCUUAUUGCUAAGUUCUAUUUCAGUAGUUACAAAAUACCUAAAUCUUUACAUGAAGAGGAAAAUCUCUUUGUCUUCUAACAUCCUCCCACUUCCAGAUCUGCAGUGUAGAGAAAGUACCAUUUCCCAAAAAGACAAGACCCAUUUUUCAUUACGAUGUCCAUGUAAAAAUUCGCUGAACAGAACAAAAGAACACCAAGCAUCAUGAAUGUUUUGCUUUUAUUACACUAUGAGAUCACUAAGCAUAUAAAUGUUAGAAGUAGCAUGUUGUUGUAAGUAAGUGUUACAUUGUAUCCAAAGAUGGUAUUUCUGAAAGUCAUAAAUUCAAGCAAUAAUCUUCAUAAAUACUGAAAAUGAAAAAUGCUAAUAAUAUAACAUGAUACAGAUUAACUGUUUUUAUUGAAAUUAAUACAGAAAUUCAAUAGUUUGAAAUGUAUAAUAAAAUUGUUUUGUAAUUACGGUACUUCAUAAUAUAAUCUCAUAAUUACUCAGGUUAUUAUAACUAAUGAUCAUUACUUGCAUAGUCAUUGUUUGUAGAAACUGUGCCUACAUUGUGCUAAAUGACAUUCUAAACUUCGCCUUUGUGUCAUGUAAUUGUUGCUAAACACACUAUAAUUAACCAAAACUUAGUGUUUACAUUUGUGGUGAGGGGAACAUGUUAAUAUAACUGAAUAACUUCUCAGUAAGCCCAGUUGCCUUUCUCUAAACCUGGUAUUCUGUCAUAAAAACUUAUCUUGUAUAAAAAUUCCUUCCUUCAAAACCUUCAAAAUUAGGAUUCUGCCAGUAUAAUAACAAAAAUAACAAUUUCUAUUGAGCUUUACAAAUAUUUUCUUUAUUCACUCAUUUUUUUAAUUUUUUCUCUUACACUUAUUUAUUCCUUUUGUUUUAUGUAUCUUUCCUUAGUGUUUAGUAUUUGAAAUUCAGUUUAUUGUUGAUUAUCAAUGUAUACUUAUUGGCAACUUUUACAUGCAUACAAAAUAUAUUAUUUUAAAUUCACCUGCUGUAAACUGUAUCUUGUUUUUGAUCAAAAAAUGGAAUGCUAAGGAAUACUUUGUUAUUAUUGAUAUUAUUAACUUUACUGAGGUAUCAAGAGAGAUUUUUCUUAUUUAUUUGUAUCUGUCAUAUGGAAAGCAAUCUAUUUUGUUAAAGUUGCCUUUUUAUUUUUUUGUUCUUUUGCCUAUUUAUUUUUUAUUGUAUUGUGUUUUUCAUAUGUUUCAUUUGUUAAUCAAUGUCCUUACAAUCUUAUUACAGAUAAAUGGUCUGCGCUACUUUCAGCCAGAAACUCCAACUUAAAAAUCCCAACACGUUUGCUGAACCUUUCAUUAGGUGAUACUCCUUUAUAAAAAUGCUGCCACAGAAGAAAGUUUGUUUGUUUUUUAUUGGCAGACAGUUACACACUGAAAUGCUAAAAUCUCCUUGCAGCAUUCAGAAAUAAUGAAGUUUCACCCACAGCUGGGUAUCAGAUUUCAGUUAGUACUACUUAAUCAGACUGACAGCCAAGCCAGUUUUGGGUGUUAAAAUGUUUUUGAAGGAACACAAUCUUUCUUGCAGAAAAUAUACAAUAAGUUAGAUACCCUGUUCAUAAAAUAGUGAGAAAUUGAAGUAUAAAUACCUGCAAAAACUGCCAUGACUUGUAAUACAGUUUUACACGUCAGAUUUCACAGAAUGUAGAUGAUGUAGUGAACUUGAUUAAAAAAGGACUUGCAGAAAAACCAUGUUUGGUUUCUAAGUGUGAUAACUUAUGCUAUCAAAUGUCGAUGUACAAUAAUAGUGUAUUUAUGAUUUAUUUUAUCAACUCAUUGAUACUGUAUAUAAUUUAUUAUAAAUAAACUUUUGUAAAAUAACAAAUAUUUAGUGCUAAGACACUUGAAUGAUUUUGUUGAAUGUGGGAUUGUGCCAUGAAUUGUUAAUAUCUUGAAUGUAAAUAUAGAGCAGUGUGAGGGUCAUGCCUUCCAGCAAAUUAUAAUAUAUACUGAUGCAAUGGAUCUGGGACAGGGUAUUUAAACUGAAUGGUAAAUUGUAAAUUUAUUGUUUGAAUGAAAAAGAAUAAGAAAUAUGAAAUGGAAUCAAAUGUAUACCAGUUUACUCUCCAUUAAUAAAACAAUUCUCCUCUACACCAUUUUUGCUGUCUGGAAUCUCAAAGAAGUUUUAUAGUAGACAAAACUUAAAUUAUUUUACUGUUGCAAAAUGUUAGUAUUGUGGUGUGAAGUUAACUUUCACAAUUAAUACAAUAACAAAAUGAUAAAUAAAUUUUAUUACAAUGUUAUGAUGUAUAAUAUUAUUUUAUAAUGGCACUGAACUCUUUAUAUAAUAUUAAAUGAAUCUUUGCAGAAUGCAAAUUUACUGUUUAUUUUACAUAAGGCCUCUUAAUUCAUGUCAUAAAAAGAAAAAAAUAUAUUGGAACCUUUAUAUUUAUAUUCCAAAUAAUGUGUGAAAGGCUUCAUAUGAGAAAACCAAAUGUUUGUAUAUUCUUUUAUAUUUUGUGAAGCAAAGAGCGUGGAAUGAAUGUAGAUGUUGAGUUUAGAAAUCGAUAUUUGAUGUAUUCUCACCGUUACACUUACAGAAACAAUUUGAAGAUUGUUAUACAUCAUGACUCUUACUGGCAUAAUUCAUUUUUAAGAAUAUUGUUAUUGUUAAUGACUGGUCUUAUUUAUUGCUAUUGAAAAAUGUAAGUGUCUAAAGCUCUUAACAGUUGAACAUAAUUUAAAAUUUAUAUUUCAAGUUUCAGACCGUAUUGCCUAAAGUUCUAUGUUAUGAAUGAAAUUCUCAUUAAGAAAAGACUGUUGUAAAAUGUAAAUAAGAAUGAAACACAGCUGGUCAAGGUUUUAUCCCUGCUGCUUGAAUCAACAAGUCUGAUCCUUCUUGUUGUGUUUGAAACUAAGAGAUAUGAAAAAAGAGUUUGAUAGAGCUUAAAUAGACCUUUUAUUUUAUACCAUGUACCUGGAGAUGCAAUUUUAUUAUAUAAUGAAACAAUAAUUAUUGGAAAGCUUUUGUAUUAAUAAUUUUUGUCACUUUUACUACACAUAGCAAGUAGCUCACUUGAUGGCUACAUGUUAAUUGAGGAGCUGAAUGUAAUUAUUGUUGCUGCCAGCUAACCGACAGGGGUUAGUGAAUUGUUAACACAUAGUAUGUAGGAAGUUGUAAAUGCAAUAUGUAUCUGAUAAAUAAAGCACUUGUAAAUUUUUC
Molecule: messenger RNA, 5069 nt
Organism: Gryllus bimaculatus (two-spotted cricket)
Lineage: Eukaryota; Metazoa; Arthropoda; Insecta; Orthoptera; Gryllidae
Source: the annotation of a GenBank genome assembly